This is a messenger RNA of Drosophila ananassae, 735 nucleotides long. It is a transcript of the gene Svip, whose product is annotated as small VCP/p97-interacting protein. Lineage: Eukaryota; Metazoa; Arthropoda; Insecta; Diptera; Drosophilidae. The record is from RefSeq and is a predicted model, not a curated record. The transcript has 4 exons. Bases 81 to 329 code for a protein of 82 amino acids. Gene Ontology annotation, biological process: positive regulation of autophagy; negative regulation of retrograde protein transport, ER to cytosol; negative regulation of VCP-NPL4-UFD1 AAA ATPase complex assembly. Gene Ontology annotation, cellular component: endoplasmic reticulum membrane.
ACGGCACUUAUAUCCGAAGUCCCCAACAGUAAGAACGAGCCCCAACGAGCACAGCGAUAUUAAUUUAUUGAGGUUAAAUCAUGGGUAUCUUCCUCUCCUGCUGCGGCCAGAGUGCCGAGGAAACAAACCUCAUGCCAUCGCAGGAGGAGCGAAGGCAGCAGCAGUUGGAGGCAGCGGAAAAGCGUCGCCAGGAAAACGAGUCCAGAGGCAUUAAAAAUGUAGAGAGUGUCCGACGACAGCAGCAAAGGGCGGAGGAUCUGGAACGCCGCGAGGAGGAGGCCGCCCGACAGGGUCAAGGUCAGGCAAACCUGAGAUGGCAGACGAGCUAAAAGAGAAUCGGAAAUUGCCAUUAAUAUGCUGUGGUGGUUGCUUGGAAAGCAUCUACCACCUCCUGAUAAUUGUCAAGGACAUGGCAUUUUAUAUUUAUCCGUAUUUAUACUGUGCUGUAUAUAUACACUUUGUUUUAGAUCUUUGAUCUUGUCUACUGUUUGUAAAUUCCACCUCAUAGCACUCUCAGAGUUUUCUAGCAAACGCGACGUCUGUGAAUCGAAAUUUUCUACCAAAUAAAAGACCAAAUUGCUAUCAGUGAUGAAGACCUUAAAGAUAAUAUUACUUGAUCUAGUUGGAAGGGUUAUCCUCUAAUAUCCUCCAUAUUUUAAUGUGUGUCAUUCCUUUUAUUGUUACUAACAAAUAAUAUUUAAAAUCGGAAAUAAACAAUCACAGUUGAAACAUUUC